AUGGGCAGCAUAACCACUCGCUUUUCGAAUCCGUUCCAGGAUGUCCCGGCGGCCAAAACAGAUGGUCUAUCAACCCUUCUUGCGCAGUUCCGAGCCGAUACAGACCCCAACAGAACUGAUCUUCUCGUUGGCGUGUACAAGACCAACGAAGGGAAAGCAUAUGUACUACCCAGUGUGAAAGAGGCGAAGGAAAGAAUAAACAAUGAUCCUGAAUGGCACCAUGAGUAUCGUCCAACAGCUUUAGGGUCCAGAAAUUAUAGAGAUCUGAGCGCGGAGUUAUUCUUUGGGCCCGGUCAUCGUCUAUUGCGAGAGAAGAGAAUAAUUUCGGGCCAAACACUUGGCGCAAGCGGUGGAUGCCAUGCCGGUGCAGUCUUGUUGAGAGAUCAUUACGGCCCGUGGAAACAGUCCGGGAAUCCAGAGAUCUUCCUACCAAGCGAGACCUGGCUCAACCACCCCUUCCUUUUCAAAACUGCAGGAAUUAAACCAACUUUUAUUCCCUAUUUUGACGCCAAGACAAACAAAUUCGACUUCACGGCCUUUACAGAAGCCAUCAAAUCGCUACCAGCUCAAUCUGUCAUCCUUUUGCAGGCGGGCGCCCAGAACCCAACUGGAUGUGAUCCAACGCUGGAUCAAUGGCAUGAACUGGCUUCAAUCUUCUCUCAGCGUGGCCAUUUGGCGUUUUUUGACGCUGCAUACCCUGGUUUCGCCUCGGGAGACAUCGACACAGACCUUGAAGGUGUUCGCCUUUUCGCCGAGCUGGAGAUUCCAUUUGUUUUUAUCUCAACAUAUGGAAAGUGCUUUGGACUUUACAGCGAACGCGUUGGUCUCAUCUCGAUCCUUGCUCCAAACGAGGAAGUCGGAAAGAGAAUAGAAGUUCAGAUGAGUCUGCUCGCGCGGGCAGAGUCUGGCGCACCGCCUGACUUUGGGGCCACAAUUGUUGAAACUGUCUUGUCGGACGAAAAUUUGAAGCACCAGUGGCGGCAGGAGGUACGUGAUAUGGCUAACGCACUAAAGAGCCGUCGAGUCGCGCUCAGAGAAGGAUUGGAGAAAUUGGAAACCCCAGGUGACUGGCAGCAUAUCACUGACCAGAACGGAAUGUUCUCGUAUGUCGGUCUAUCUGUGGAGCAAGUCACUCUCCUACGUGAGAAGUACCAUGUUUAUUUGCAGGAUUCUGGGAGAAUUUCUAUCGCUGGGCUCAACAAAUUCAACAUCGAACAUACUGCUAGCAGCAUUAGCGCCGUGGUGAAGGCAACAACUCCAAAUUAA
Molecule: messenger RNA, 1266 nt
Organism: Penicillium verhagenii
Lineage: Eukaryota; Fungi; Ascomycota; Eurotiomycetes; Eurotiales; Aspergillaceae
Exons: 7
Coding region: 1-1266 (421 amino acids)
Biological process (GO): L-aspartate biosynthetic process
Cellular component (GO): cytosol
Molecular function (GO): pyridoxal phosphate binding; L-aspartate:2-oxoglutarate transaminase activity
Source: RefSeq, a predicted model, not a curated record